GUCAGCAAUUGGUUCAAAAAUCGUCGUCAGAGGGACAGAACUCCAUCAAAUUGUCUUUCUCAUAUUGCGAUUUCUUCGCGGAACCUGUCAACACCAAGCACAGCCAUAGGGAUCAAGGACGCAGACUUGAUUUUCAAACCAACUCUUCUCAACCCCCAGAACAAAGAAGAUGCGAUCUCUCCCGAGCUUUCCCCCUUUUGUUCACAGCCCGAACUCCAUCAUAAUGAAGUGAAUGAAUCCAGUUUCACCUUUUAUGAUAAUGUAGAUAGCACUUUUGAUAAAGUCUGUAGAUACGAUAGUUCAACAAGUGAAUUUCUAUCGUUUAAACAACCUUUGGAUCUUCCACAUUUUUAUCUCAGCUCUGGCUCAUUUGAUGCCAACGGAUCUAGGUGCAGUCCACAAGUCUCGCCGUGGAGCACAUGUCCGGCGUCUUUCACCACCCCAAAUAAGGUCGAUGAAGGUCAUGGAUAUGAACGGAUUUCGUCGACAGAUUCUAUUUCAUCCCAUACCUCAAGAUCUUCCGAUUUGCCGUCACCCUCACGAACGACCUUCCUUCUACCCGGGGCUGCAACUGAACCUCUAUCUGAGGCGACCAUAUUACCUUCAAGAUAUCAUGUUCCAAACGUUUGGGGGUAG
Messenger RNA from Protopolystoma xenopodis, 636 nucleotides. NCBI's taxonomy places the organism in Eukaryota, Metazoa, Platyhelminthes, Monogenea, Polystomatidea, Polystomatidae. The record is from the annotation of a GenBank genome assembly.